Molecule: messenger RNA, 2313 nt
Organism: Cyphellophora europaea CBS 101466
Lineage: Eukaryota; Fungi; Ascomycota; Eurotiomycetes; Chaetothyriales; Cyphellophoraceae
Exons: 2
Coding region: 1-2313 (770 amino acids)
Source: RefSeq, a predicted model, not a curated record
AUGACUCGAAAGAAGAAGGACGCGUCGAGUUCGGUGGGGCAGGAUGCUGGUAACGAUGGCGCGACUGACGGCCGCGUAGCAAACAAUGCGCAGCCCAAGUCCGCGACGCUCGCUGCAGCUGAGCCUCAGGCACCGCCAACGCUGGUCAUCUGCCGUAACAAACACUGGCGGUACAUCUCGUCCUACCACGGUCCCUGGCUGAAUCUUCCACCCGAAGUGCUCGAGAGUCUCGCAUACAGCAACUACUAUUCUCCACGACCACAGCCCAUUGAUCCGGCGGUCUUCUUCGAUCUAGUCAAGAUUCGCAGACUCAUCGACGAUGCUACAAGCCUUGCCGUGCGCGCUGUCAAUGGCACCACCUCUUCCGCGCUCAGCAACUCGCUAAGCGCAACUAAUGGCAUAUUAAGCGGCUCUGACGCAGAAAUACUUGGUAUAGGGUCCUCGAGAGGAGGCGGCAAUGCAAAACUAAGUCGGGAGCGGAAACACCGCAUGCGCGAGCAUGCCACACAGAAGCUGUCGCAUGCCUACCGUCUGGAUGAGAUCGCAGCAAGUGUCUCAACGAUGCAGUCUGCCUCUGCCCUCGAGGACGUCGCCAAAAUCGUUCUACAACGCGAGGAGGCCGAUCCCGACGCGCAGUACGUGCACUUCUUCCACGAGAAGAUCCCAUCUCGCGCGCUGGCCGCGUCUACUACCCUUGACACGCUCAACAGCAUUAUCAGGCAAAUGCCGACCGAGGCCUCUACGUAUAGGACCAGGGCGGUCACGCGCAUUUUCAAGGAUGACUUCCCUGGGGCCAUCAAGGACCUUACUGAUGGGCUUGCGGUCUUCAGGCUCUACCAUCCCCAACACCAGAACCAGCAACCCGAUAUCAUCCUCGCCAAAGAUGCAGCCAAGAUUUCGAGGGACUAUGGCAGGGAAGCCAAGGUGAGCGAGAAGGACCAGCCUAGUAGCUUGGAGCCUCAAUUUCUGUUUCAUCGAGGCAACACCUACCUAGCGAUGGCAUGCGAGUACAUCGCGGCGGCACUAAGGGGCCAACCUCCGCGGGAUGCUUCUUCCAAGCCCGCUGAUGACGAUGCAGCCGAAAAGCCCAAGCUUGACCCCCAGGAAAGGGAGGAAGCGAGAGCUCGUGCAGAGGCUCGCAAGUAUGUUCGAACCUAUGCCAAACGAGCUCUGCGGGACUACCUCGCCUUCCUGUCUCACUUCGACUAUACUCCUGGCUUGUCUGCAGAGUAUACCGAAGCAUUUCUGCAACGGGUGAGUGCGGCCUCGAAUGCGAGCGGCAACCGAUCAAGAGCUGAGCGCCUACUGGACAUUGAUGCGCACUCGCAAUCUGGAGCUUCCGAUGCGUUGGUCCGGUACGAAGGGCAGCAGCAGCAAUCUAAUGGUUCUCUACCCGAGAUACCCAAGCCCAGGAUCCAUAAGCUGAACAGUCUAUUUGCUGCAGUUGCGCCUGCGGAUCUGCCACCGUACCCAGCAGACUCGGAGAAUCCUGCACAAAAGCCACAUCCCAUCUUCAAUCUGCCAGACUUCUCGGAAGCUGUCACAUAUCACCCGCUUCUCACGGACGUUCUCCAUUCUUUGCUGCUCUGUCAUUGCUUGAUACAGACUUCAGCCAAGGAGCACCUUCGACACGCCUACAUGGCCGCACGCAUCGCUCGGGUCUGCGACGGCUACCCGAUCUUCCUCGCUGCUCGCUCCCCAUCCCGUGCCGAUUGGAUAGAGAUCAUUCGCCGCUCGGGCAACUUUCUCAAUCUUGAAAGCACUUGGGAGAAGCUAUGUGCUCCAGCGCCACUCCCUGGUCAGCAAAACAAACAGAAGGCGGAAACGCCAGAGCAGAAGAAGGAGCGGAUCAAGCGGCAAGCCAUAGAAGGAGCUCUUGGCGACGAGAGAGUCGUUGACGAGGACUCGUUCCGCAAAAGUGUCAGAGCGCGGGAGAUGAUGGCCGCUCGCGAGGAGGAAGAACUCCAGCGCCAGGAGUACAAUAGAACCACAUCCGUCAGUCCGCCACCCGUGAAGACGGGAGCGGACACCAAUGGCAGCCACGCUGCCAAAGAGCAUGCUCCCAAGCGGUGGGCACAAGGCGAGGACGGCAAAGAGUAUCCGAUCACGACCGAGCGAGCCGAGGCGAUCGUGCGGUGGGUGCGGGAAGCGCCUCCUCCCAGCUCGGGUGUUGGCGAGGGCGGUGGCAAGAAGAAAGGCAAGGCUGGAUCAAAAGGCCGAAUCAAGAAGACAGCCAGUCAAGCAACGAGCCUCAAUGGUGGUGAUGCAGCGACUGGUUUGGAACGCAGCGUUGAGAGCUUGGAUGUAGAGUGA